GGAAAACAAAAAUGGCGACAAGCACCUGCUGCUGGACAACGCUUGCACGGAAUUUUUAGCAAUUCCACAAAGAAAAUGAAGAGAUUUCAAUAUAAUAGGUGACAAGAAAGUGGUGGCCAUAUCUAGAAAGAUGAUUGGCCGACGCUGCGCUAUGUUAGCUCUCGGCGGGCUUUUAAUUUUGGUUCUGACUGUUAAUAUUUAUUUUAUUCGAAUUAUCGUCGAGAGUUCGCCGAGCAAGGAUAAUAUGAAAAAUUCGGCAAAUUUCGAGCCUAGAAUAAAUGAAGCUGAAGUUUCGACAAAGCCUAAGGAGAAUAUUCGACGUUCACAAAAAUCCAUAACAAGAGAUAUGGAGGAGAAAAUAAAAGCCGAAAUGCGAACUUUGCCCUCGAAAUAUUUUAAACAAAACACCAGUUAUGCAAUUCUUCUAGACAGACUUCUAAUCGAACUUCGUACAAUGCCAAAUGUUCGUGACGAUCUUUGGAACAUUCCUAAUAAUAAUUGGCCAGAUGCGCAUUGUCUAAUUCCACCGGCAGCUCCGGAGCUUGGGACAAUUUUCGAAGCCUUGAGGAAGGCGAAAGUGAUGAGAGCCGAUAAUGCUCUUUUAGGAACGCAAUUGAAAUUAAUGUUAACACUGGAACAUGGAAUUAAGGCUUUAUUUAAACCUCAAUGGUAUUCGAGAAACACUGUCAUCGAGGGUCCGGUUUAUUAUGGAAAAGACAGGCAUAAUGCCGAAAUCGUAGCAUUCCAUUUAUCAUCAUUACUUGCAUUGAGAAGAGUUCCAAUUACAAUCACUAGGAAAUUGAAUCUUCGAGAGGAAGUAAUGAAGAACGCGACACCUGAACUUUACGCGACAAUCUAUCAAGAAGGCAAUGACACUUGUUUGUAUGGCGUUUGUCAUUAUUGUUCAUCGGGUGAUCCAGUCUGUGGAUCUGGCGAUAUUUUAGAAGGAGCUUUAAUUCUCUGGCUACCGUCAUAUUUAAAAUUAAUUAAACAUCGACAUCCCUGGCAGAGGACUUAUAGGAAAAAUCGAUUCGCUUUCUGGGAAGUGGAUCCUAAUUAUUGUGAUAAGGUAAAAGAAUAUAAAGCAUAUUCACCUCAAUCGUCAAGUAGACUUUUGGAUUUAGUUGACACUGCAGUUUUUGAUUUCCUAAUGGACAAUGGCGAUCGUCAUCAUUAUGAAAUGAUGCAAAAUAAUUUUCACAAUCCAGCAGUUUUGUUGAUCGAUAAUGGCAAAAGCUUGGGAAAUCCGAGUGUCGAUCAUUUUGACAUUCUCGCUCCACUUUAUCAAUGUUGCAUAAUUCAUAAAACUACAUGGGAUCGAUUAAAAUUAUUCAGCGGCGGAUCGUUGAGUAUAUCAUUGGCAAAACUUUUAGCUCAUGAGGAAUUAAUGUCGGAAGUUGAGCCGUUAAUUAGUGAAGCGCACUUGAGUGCAAUGGACAGGAGAUUGCUUACCAUUUAUUCAAUCGUAGAAUUUUGUAUACGUCAGAAAAAAUACGCUUCCAAUGUCAUUUUAGAUCAUCGUUAGAGGACAUAAACUCUAUAAUAUAUCAAUCUACGUGUAUUUAGGACAUUUUUAAGGUAUAUAAAAAAUUGUUAUUUAAUUAUUCUCAAAAAGAUCAAUAUAACCGACACUAUAUAUUUAUAUAUAUAUAAGUAAAAUGAAAAUCAAAAAUUAAUAUUAAUAUACUCAAUAUUCUUAAUGUUGAUAAUUCAAUAAUAUCGUGCAAAUUCAUAGAUAAUGUGACAAUAAUUGCACGAUAGUUUUGUUAAAUACUUGAAAAUUCUAGCUAAUUAAUAGUAAUUAAUUAAUAAUUAUUUAAUUUAUUUAUUUAAGUAACUCGAUUAAGUAACUUAUUUUUAUGCAAUAAAUUAUAACUCAGGGCUCGAAGUAGGUCCGUAAAUCCUGAAAAAGUCCGUAACUUUGCUUCAAGUCCGUAAAAGUCCGUUUUUAAAAAAAAAAUCCGUAAUUUGAUUCAAAAAAUAUGAAAAGUUCGUAAAUUGUACGAUAUA
Molecule: messenger RNA, 2010 nt
Organism: Leptopilina heterotoma
Lineage: Eukaryota; Metazoa; Arthropoda; Insecta; Hymenoptera; Figitidae
Product: glycosaminoglycan xylosylkinase
Exons: 6
Coding region: 131-1525 (464 amino acids)
Biological process (GO): protein phosphorylation
Cellular component (GO): Golgi apparatus
Molecular function (GO): phosphotransferase activity, alcohol group as acceptor
Source: RefSeq, a predicted model, not a curated record